Messenger RNA from Cylicocyclus nassatus, 2710 nucleotides. Lineage: Eukaryota; Metazoa; Nematoda; Chromadorea; Rhabditida; Strongylidae. The record is from the annotation of a GenBank genome assembly.
CUGCCAUCACCUACUUCUUCUCUUCUUGAAGUUAUUGAUAUUGCAGUCACCUACUUUGCACGGUCUUAACCUCAAGCUAGAGAUGAUCUCUGUACCAUUUUCAGUUAUGCAUCUGAAUUUCAACAAAGCCGCUAAGGUGCCGAGAGCAAAGGUGGAGUGCGACUUGCAGUUACUUGGCUUGGUGGCGAUGGAAAAUCGUAUCAAACCAGUCACACUUGGUGUGAUCAACCAGUUAAAUCGCGCUCGGAUCAGAACAGUCAUGGUUACCGGCGAUAACUUAUUGACUGCAAUGAGUGUUGCUAGAGAGUGUGGCAUAGUACGCCCGAAUAAACGAGCAUUUUUGGUAGAGCACUGUCUAGGAGAGGUAGAUGUGAACGGGCGAACAAAAAUAGCCGUUAAUCAGUCUGUUUCGUCCUCUGGCGACAUUCUCGAUGAUGACUCAGUCAUAGUCAAGAACGUGAAAGAUGCAGAGCUGGGACAGCCUAUUCAGAGCAGCUACCACCUUGCCAUAUCAGGGCCUACUUUCGCGGUCAUUACUCACGAGUAUCCUGAACUUCUUGAUUCACUAGUAACUGUGUGCGAUGUGUUUGCUCGAAUGGCACCUGAUCAAAAACAGCAGCUCAUAAAUUGCCUCCAAGAAAUCGGAUACACAGUUGCAAUGUGCGGCGAUGGAGCAAAUGAUUGUGCAGCAUUAAAGGCAGCUGCAGGAAUAUCACUUUCCGACGCUGAGGCUUCGAUCGCCGCGCCUUUCACUUCGAAGGUUGCUGACAUUCGGUGCGUUCCAACGAUUAUAAGCGAGGGAAGAGCUGCGUUGGUCACAUCAUUUGGAAUCUUCAAAUACAUGGCUGGCUACUCUCUGACACAAUUUGUCGCCGUAAUGCUCUUGUACUAUAUCUCAAACUUCCUUACGGAUGGGCAGUUCAUGUAUAUCGACAUGUUUUUGAUAACUCUGCUGGCUGUUCUUUUUGGAAACACUGCGGCCUAUGAGAAUCUCUGUCCGACGCCGCCUCCUAAACGAUUGUUGUCUGUUGCCAGUAUCUGUAGCGUGCUUGGGCAACUAGCAAUAAUGGGUAGCACACAGCUGCUUGUGUUUCUGAUGACCACAACCCAGCCAUGGUUUGUUCCUUACACUGCUCCACGUGGAUCAGAUACUGAAGAUAAAAGGAGUCUGCAGGGUUGGUGUACAAUGCCGCGAAAGGAUAGCGAGAGCAGCUCGUCAACCCACGAAGAAUCUCAUCGUGAAGACGAAUCACUCUCGAGCGAUGUUGUUGUCAACAAAUACCAGAUGGCUGCCCAAAUGGCGAAUGAAAUCCUCAAAAAACUGAUCUCCGAAGUGAAGGAGGGUGUAGAGGUCGGCAAUCUAUGUACCAUGGGUGAUACACUCAUUCAGGAGAAAACAUCCAAGGUUUUUGUGAAGGAGAAGGAUGUAACUAAAGGUAUUGCUAUGCCAACUUGCAUUUCCGUGGACCAUUGUACCUGCCAUUAUUCACCUUUACGAUCAGACCCAUCCGUAAUUCUGAAAAAUGGACAGAUGGUUAAGGUGACGUCACUGCGUGUAGCUCUUGUGGCAGAAGAAAAACAACUCCAACAGAUUGAUUUGGAUUCCAAUUUCCCUGUUGUUGCCGCAUCAAUAGUUGAUCCUUACGUGGCUUUACUGACUCAGAACGGGCGCUUGAUGUUGUUCCAUCUUGUUUUGAACCCUGUUGUGCACCUACAGGAAAUUGACAUAUCCAACACUGCAUUUGCCGAAAGAACCGUUCAUCACCGAGCUCCCUUGACGGCACUGUCUAUUUAUCGCGAUAUGAGUGGACUCAUGGUUUGCUCUCAAGAUGCUCUCAUGCCCGAGGAGGAAGAAGACAAGAAAGAACAAGAAGCCCGCGCAGAACAGUUCGAGAACUCUUCUAUACAAUUUCGGUCAAAUGAAAGAGUCGUCCAACUGCAGAUCGUUCCUAGAUGGCUGUUGUUAGCGGUGUGUUUCUUCCUACUCACUGCCCCUUCUUUUGCGCAGUUCGUCGAUAGGGAUUACAAGGAAAGAUCCUCCAAGACUAACUCCGCCAAUCCGACUUUCCACCAGUCUGCCCCACCCUGGUGGAUGGACUUUUCUACCAUCGGAUUUAUGGAUUUUAUGAUGAAUGCCGUCGUUCACAUUUCUUUCGAAAUCAUUCAGAUUUUCUUUUGGAGAGUGUACGCGUUCUGCAAGGACGUCGGCACCUACGAGGUUCCAACCAACGACGAAGACAUCAUUUGUACCGAAUAUGAACGGCAUCAGCUGAGCCACGACGGCGAAAGCACGGAGGAGAAGAGGGCACCAGGAGAUGCAAUAAUAGGAGAAAGUGCGUACGGAGCUAACACGAACGCUGAUACAGCUACCGGGGAAAGUAUGAGAGGCGAGAGCACGAAUGGGGACAAGAUCAAAGGAGACAACGCAUUUGGGAUCAUGAUGAAGGGCGAGAGACAAAACGGAGAGAGGACCAGAGGCGUGAGAACCACAGGUGAUAAGAUGAACGGUGUUAGAACAAAUGGAGACAGAACGAAGGGAACCAAAGCUCCUGGGGAAAGAAUCAAAGGAUCCAAGGCUAACGGCGAUAAAACAGCUGUCGAUAGCAGAAUCGGAGAAAUCACGACAGGAGAGAGUAAACGAGGUGAAAUGAUCACAGGUACGAAUGCCCACGGUGAGAGGAUGACAGAACCGAAGAUAGCUGGCGAGUAG